GAAUUCGAAUGGGGGCGGGCACCCAUGUCAGGGCCGUGGAAGAGGAGGAACCUCGUAUCAGUGACAGACAGUGUGGCUAAGUUGCUGGAAACAGAUUUGAAGACAUGUGUGGAAUCUUUGCCUACCUGAACUACCAUGUGCCCCGUACGCGGCGGGAGAUUCUGGAGAUCCUUCUGAAGGGACUGAGGAGGCUAGAAUACCGCGGUUACGACUCAGCAGGUGUGGGCAUUGACGGUGGGAACAGCAAGGACUGGGAGAGCAACGCCAGGAGCAUCCAGCUCAUCAAACAGAGAGGCAAGGUCAAGGCCCUCGACGAGGAGAUCCACAAGCAGCAGGACAUUGACUUGGACGUGGAGUUUGACGUCCACCUGGGAAUUGCACACACUCGCUGGGCCACGCACGGAGAGCCCAGCCCCGUCAACAGCCACCCACACAGAUCCGACAAGAAGAACGAAUUCAUUGUCAUUCACAAUGGAAUCAUCACCAACUACAAAGACCUGCGGCAGUUCCUGGAGAGCAAAGGGUAUGAGUUUGAGUCGGAGACUGACACGGAGACCAUCGCUAAGCUGGUCAAGUACAUGUACGACAACCGUGAGAGCGACGACAUCACCUUCGCCACACUAGUGGAGCGUGUCACUCAGCAGCUGGAGGGCGCAUUUGCCCUAGUCUUCAAGAGUGUACACUACCCCGCAGAGGCAGUGGGCACAAGGAGGGGAGGACCUCUACUGAUCGGAGUCCGCAGUGACCACAAGCUCUCCACUGACCACAUUCCCAUUCUCUACCGCUCCGCCAGCAAGGACAAGAAGGGCUGUGCAUCCCUUCCCCGUCUGGACCAGGACACCUGCCUCUUCCCCGUGGAGGAGAAGGCUGUGGAGUACUACUUUGCCUCCGACGCCAGUGCGGUGAUCGAGCACACCAAUCGUGUGAUAUUCCUGGAGGAUGACGAUGUGGCGGCCGUGUCUAAUGGACGGCUGUCAAUCCACCGCAUCAAGCGCACGGCCGGAGACCACCCAGCACGCGCCAUCCAGACACUGCAGAUGGAGCUGCAGCAGAUAAUGAAGGGUAACUACAGCUCCUUCAUGCAGAAGGAGAUCUUUGAGCAGCCAGAGUCUGUGGUCAACACCAUGAGAGGAAGAGUGAACUUUGACGACAACACAGUAACCCUGGGUGGACUGAAGGACCACAUCAAAGAGAUUCAGAGGUGCAGGCGCCUCAUCCUGAUCGCCUGUGGCACCAGCUACCACGCUGGAGUGGCUACUCGUCAGGUGCUGGAGGAGUUGACUGAGCUUCCCGUCAUGGUGGAGCUGGCCAGUGACUUCAUGGACAGAAACACGCCUGUCUUCAGGGACGACGUCUGCUUCUUCAUCAGCCAAUCAGGUGAGACGGCCGACAGCCUGAUGGCGCUCCGCUACUGUAAGGAGCGCGGUGCUCUGACUGUGGGCAUCACCAACACCGUGGGCAGCUCCAUCUCCCGGGAGACUGACUGCGGCGUACACAUCAACGCCGGUCCCGAGAUCGGAGUGGCCAGCACCAAGGCUUACACCAGUCAGUUCGUGGCCCUGAUCAUGUUUGCCCUCCUGAUGUGUGCUGACCGCAUCUCCAUGCAGCCGCGCAUGAAAGAAAUCAUCCAGGGCCUCAAAAUACUGCCAGACCUGAUUAAGGAAGUACUGAGUCUGGAUGACGAGAUCCAUCGGUUGGCCACAGAGCUGUACCAGCAGAAGAGUGUGCUGAUCAUGGGCAGAGGAUUUCACUACGCAACCUGCCUGGAGGGAGCUCUGAAAAUCAAGGAGAUCACGUACAUGCACUCGGAGGGCAUCUUGGCUGGGGAGCUGAAGCACGGGCCCCUGGCGCUGGUGGACAAGCUGAUGCCCGUCAUCAUGAUCAUCAUGAGAGAUCACACAUACACCAAAUGCCAGAACGCACUGCAGCAGGUGGUCGCCAGACAGGGUCGUCCCAUAGUGAUCUGCGAUAAGGACGACUAUGAGACCAUUAAGAACUCCAGUCGUACCAUCAAGGUGCCCCACUGUGUGGAUUGCCUGCAGGGCAUCCUCAGUGUCAUCCCCCUACAGCUGCUCUCUUUCCACCUCGCUGUUCUCAGGGGAUUCGACGUGGACUGCCCAAGAAACCUGGCCAAAUCUGUAACUGUGGAGUGACCCCUCUCGUACACAGCCUGUCUCAUGAGCAUAACCGCUCAACACACACACACACACACACACACACACACACACACACACACACACACACACACACACACACACACACACACACACACACACACGCCUGUGCAGGGAUCCCUCCAGUCACCCAGCUGACAUCAACUGUGAUGAAGAAAUCCUUCAAAUCUUCAACACAAACAUUUUUUUUAUGUCUGAUACAGUACAGUCUUUUUAAAUGUAAUUCUUACUUUCAUAGAAGGGGUAUAUACUCACCACCCCUAUCACCAAUCACUGUACGUUGGAAUUAGUUCUUACAAUCAGACUUCAUUGUUAAAUUUAUAAUCAUUAGGAUGAUUUGUGUUUUUGUUGUUUUCUUUUGUUUGUUUACUUGUUUUUGUUUUUGAAUGUCAGAGAUGGCAGGGUAUGGGUAAAGGCAUGGUUGGCCUUCAGCUGCUACGGGACAUCUGGAUAUCUUUACUUUUAUUAUUAGUCGACUAAAAACACUUUGAUCAGGUAGUUCUAGACGUACAGUUGUCUUUGGAGAAUUCACCAAACUCUCUCCUGACUAAAGAUUUUCUGAGUUCUCUGCAACUUUGGAGUGCCUUAGUCAGAUCAUUUAUUCUCAUUUUUGAACCUGGAAGUACUUUACCUUGGACUUAAGCACCCAAACCCAAGAAGCCAGCCAUCAAUCUGGAUAAGAGCAUGCUAUACUCUACAAACGUAAAGUUCUCUGCAACUCUUUUUGUUGCCUUCAACAUUUGAUGGUUCUCGGACUUUUGUGUUUCUGGAACAUUCGUCAACGUGUUUUGCUAGUGAGAUGCAGUCGAGAGUUCAGACACAGAACUCUGGUUGACUUGGUUUCGGGGUGUUGGUGUGUGGAUGUUACUAGGGGUUACAUGUUCACAAAUGAAUGGUCGUAAUUGUUGACUGAAGGACAGGGGGGGGAGGGUGUCUGCAUAUUAUGGUAUGUGGUCUGUUGCUAAGUGGAAGUGAUGCAAGUAGUGAGUGUUUGUGUAUGCGCACAGACCGAAGGGUGGUCUGCCUCUCAUGUGUCAUGGAACAGAGACAUUAAGUCACUAAGGUACUCUUGUCACCUUUUGUCCUUUUAGUAACUUGAGUUUAGUUUAGUUUUUUUUUUUUUAGAGUCUUCUGGCAGCUAGAAGCUCAGUUGCUGUCCACAUAGAUAUCGAUUGCCCGUGCUAACGUGUGUGUGUGUAUGUGGGUGCCUGUGCACGCGCGCUUAUGAAUGCAUUCCAGUGAUUGAUGGGGUUUUCACCACACUAGAAGGAUUUUUUUAGACAUAAAAAGUGUUUUUUUAUGUCUUUGAAUUUCAGCCUUUUAUCGAUCUACCUGAAGUAGAAGUAGUACAUGCUGUACUUCAUUGAGUGAGGAGCAGAGAUUAAGCUAUUCAUUCACCAUAUCAGUGUACUGAUUUGGGUAUUAUAAGUCAAGAUACAUCUCUGAGUCUUUUCUGCAGCGUGUGAUGAAUGUAAAGAGUGAAAGCCAAGAUGCAUCAUAAGUCUUUUCCUGCAGUGUCUAGUGUAUGUGAGUGUAAGUGCUUCAGACUGUGCGGCAUGUAGAUGGAUAUGUUAAGAGUGAGUAAGCGGUACUGUUCAGACUGUGCUGUGAGGAGGAGUGGUCUGUGGUCUAUAGGGUCAAAAGAAAGAAAAAAAAUCGGCACCAUAAAAGUAGGUCAUGGAACCGUGAGAGACUGUUGCCAUUUUCUUGAUGAGGGCCAGGCAACAAGUCAGGCAUUUCUGAUUAGUGGCUCGCUUAUAGUUACAGUAAAGCAGAGUUGUCACGUCACUGUCUACCAUUUGCAGUAAUGACGUCUCGUGUCUGCUUUUUUCCUUUUUCUGUUGUGUUUUCUUUCUUUUUUUGUUCGUGUCAGUACCAGAAGUAGAGAAGGACCAGCGUUGGACCUGGCUAGAGAGAGUAGUGGAAAUCCUGGCACACACACACACACACACACACACACACACACACACACACACACACACACACACACACACACACACACACACACACACACACACACACACACACACACACACACACACACACACACACACACACACACACACUUCACUAACCAGCUCAUCCACAUGAUUGAGAAUUGAAGCUGGUGUGGGCCAGUUUGUUUAAGUUGGGAACAAAUAAGUGGCAGGACUUUAAAGGGUAGAGUAUGCAGGAUUAUGGUCAGAGGUAGGCAUUGCAACUACCUGUAUGCAGCCUAUUCCCAAAUUUGAUGUUUUCAUGAAUAUUUUCUAAAUGAUGAACCAAUAUUUACGGGUCUGACCAAAGUACAGUACGUUUUGCAGCUUAACAUGACCUUAACUGGAAAUUCAAAAUGACUGACACAGGGAAGAGCCACUUUUUAUGUAGGAAAAGUGUAAUUUUUUCCUGUCAUACUGAAAUUGACUUUGAAAUUGUUGGUGGUACUCAUAAAAAAUGAAACAUUUGUGAAUUGGCAGCCCAUAUUGUGUGAAUAAAUGCUAAAAAAUCUACAUGCUCUAUCUUCAACUUGGGAACAAAUAUGUGGCAGGACUUAAACUUUGUUAGCCUGGGAUGUCUGACUUACCAGGGGAAGCUGGUACCCUUGAUCAUAUAUGCCUCCUUGUAUAAAUCAGGAUGCUUAACUUUAGUGAUUAGGGUCUGACAAAGAGGGUGUUGGAGGUUGUGGCCUGUUGCAUAGUAUAUUUAUGUUUGUCGGAUAGCUCUGCUAUUGUUUUUGCUUCAAGUCGUUAUUUAUUGCCGUCUUUCUCAGUGUGUGCAUUUGUCUGGUCAAUGCCUUGUUACUGGAACUACCCCUUGCCCUUGGGAGUGGAGGGGCCUGAAUGUUUACAGCUAAUCAGCCAACAGCAAAUGAAGAACCCACAUUAAUCAGAUGAAGUUUGUUACUGACUUUUUUUUGCUCGCUCGCUCACUCUCCCACCCACGCCAUGUUUGCCCAUACCAUGCCACCCGUUAACAUUUUGUUACAGUGGGACCAUUAUUUUUGUAUUUUUUUCUUCUUCUUCUUCUCUAUUUUCUAUUGCUUUUCAUUUUAGUACCAUUUUUUGUUUUUAAUAUUUUUUAAUUAUUUUCAAAAAAUAUUUUUUAAAAAUUUUAAUCGUUUUUGUGUGUGUAUGCUCUGAUUUUGACCCCAAUGUGAAUGUCAAGAAUGCUGAAGUCCCCUGUUAAUCACCUAGUGGCUGUACAGCAGGAAAAAAGAUGAGGAACAUGCCAAAAAAAUGAAGUAGCAAAGAAACCAAGAAACACUGAAUGAAUGAACCAACCAACCAUGUACAAUCCUGUAGUGGGCCACUCACUUGCUCAACCAAAGCUAUCUUUUUUGAGGUGGGGUUGGUCUGGAAAGGGGGGACUAAGAUUUUAAGAGAUGAGAGUGAAGUCUUUAUGAGGAGAUGAACUUAGGUGCAAUACAGUGUGCAGAACUGAUGAACUUGUGAUGGGUAGCAGUAAAAGCAGAAAAGUGUUGAAGAUAAUUGCAUAAUUUAUCCACGAUUUCCAUUAAAACCCAUUCCAUGUAGAUUUAUUCUUCAAAUAUAUUAUCUUGAUCUGUAAAAGACACACUUUGUCGGAGUUAUCUUAAAGAAAAAAAAAACAUUUUAUACAUGUUCUACAACAGACGUGCUGGUUCUGAUAGGUAUGAAUGUUACAUAUGACCGUGAAAUUUAAAGUCAAGUGUAAAAACUAAUGUAAAGAUGGGAUGAAACUGGUGCAUGUAACGGAAGGGAAGGGCUAUGAGAACAUAUAUAAUAGGCUACGUAAUCCACUCUAGAAUAUUCUUAGUGGACAUGUCUGUUGAAAUGCUGUAUGCGAGCUCUUCACAAGAACAGUGUGUGUUGUGUUUUUGGGUUGAGGACCCAUUUCUGAUCACAAGUGAUGCAAUAAAUACAUAAAUAAAAAGUUCUGCGCCAGA
This is a messenger RNA of Engraulis encrasicolus (European anchovy), 6078 nucleotides long. Its product is annotated as glutamine--fructose-6-phosphate aminotransferase [isomerizing] 1. Gene Ontology annotation, biological process: UDP-N-acetylglucosamine metabolic process; carbohydrate derivative biosynthetic process; fructose 6-phosphate metabolic process. Gene Ontology annotation, molecular function: L-glutamine:D-fructose-6-phosphate transaminase (isomerizing) activity; carbohydrate derivative binding. The transcript has 19 exons. The coding region runs from base 105 to 2153 and encodes 682 amino acids. Lineage: Eukaryota; Metazoa; Chordata; Actinopteri; Clupeiformes; Engraulidae. The record is from RefSeq and is a predicted model, not a curated record.